UGAAAACAGAGCCUGUUUAACUUUUCCAUCUUCACUCUUCUCCCUCUCAUACUCCCAGACAUAUCUUUCCUUGUGCCGUCCCGAGACUAAGCGUGAAGUUCCGGCGGAGAAGCCUCCCACGUUUUACCCGCCGGCGAUAUCUCAAGAUUCAGUUGUCUAGGAACUCCAUUACCUGAAGUCUCAAGAAAUCCAACAAAUAUUAUUGAGAAGAUGAGUUCGCUGAUAGGUUCUCAGAUUCCUGUUAUAGACUUGACGGAUGAAAACUUAAAACCUGGUUCAGAGAAAUGGUUUUCAGCUAGCCAAUUGAUGCGGGGUGCAUUAGAGACUAAUGGCUGUUUUUACGUAAUGAGUAGUAAGGUUUCUACGGAGCUUCACCACUCAGUACUUGCUCUAAUGGAAGAAUUGUUUGAUCUUCCGCUUGAAACAAAAAAGCAAAAGACCAGCGACAAGCCUUAUCAUGGUUACUAUGAACGAACUCCUCGAGCCCCUUUGUAUGAAUCCGUUGGAAUUGACUUUGAUGACCCCAUUAAUAACGAAGCAAUUCAGAAGUAUGCCAACAUCAUGUGGCCGACAGGACAUGAUCAUUUCUGUGAGACGAUCAAUCUGUAUGCAAAGUUGCUAGUUGAAAUGGACCAAACUGCUAAAAGAUUACUGUUUGAUGCUUAUGGUUUGGAAAAAAGACACUGUGAUUCCCUGCUUGAAUCAACCAGUUACAUGCUCCGAGGUUUUAAGUACCUAGUACCUCAGAAUAAUGAGAAUAAUUUAGGAUUGCAUGCUCACACAGACGUGACAUACUUCACCAUACUGCAUCAGAAUAAUGUGAAAGGUUUGCAAGUCAAACUGAAAAGUGGUGAAUGGAUUGAUGUUGAUCCCUCACCCUGCAAGUUUCUGUUCCUGGCUGGUGAUGCAUUAAAGAUUUGGAGUAAUGACAGAAUACAGUCUUGCCAGCACCAAAUCAUCGUAAAGGAGAAGAAGAAAAGGUUGUCCGUGGGAUUAUUUUCAUUUAAUAAUAAGAAAGUCCAGACACAAGAAGAGCUAGUUGAUGAGGACCAUCCAAUACGAUAUAAAUCAUUUGACCAUUAUGAAUACAUAACAUUUCGUAAAAAUUUUCCAUCACAAAUUUCCAGUUUUCUUCUGCUGCAUGAUGGAAGAAUGACCUUGAAUGGAAAGGACAAGGAUAAAUAAUGAUGAAGUCUCUCUCUCUCUCUCUCUCAUGUUUCCUUAUAACUCUUCUCACCAGUUCUGUACCCUCUCCUUCUGUUAGUUUCUUCUUCUUUCUGUUGGCCUCCUGUUAUCUUCAAACAUUUUCCUCCCAAUGAUUGUAAUAUAUUUUUACUUUUGAGUGCUGCUACUCUCUCUGUUUAUACUUACGGGUAUGAAAAAAUGUACUGUUUUUGAGAA
Neltuma alba is the source of this 1401-nucleotide messenger RNA. RefSeq names its product probable 2-oxoglutarate-dependent dioxygenase AOP1. The record is from RefSeq and is a predicted model, not a curated record. The transcript is spliced from 4 exons. The coding region runs from base 211 to 1185 and encodes 324 amino acids. Lineage: Eukaryota; Viridiplantae; Streptophyta; Magnoliopsida; Fabales; Fabaceae.